UUUUGAUUUUAAAACUAGUUCUUGCAACACAGUGUCCAGCUGGAACAGACACCUCCAUGAAGGUAAAAAGCUAUGCUUUCAGAUACAACACUUUCACAAAUAUUGAUGUUAUCAAUGGGAUCUCAUGUCCAGAUAAUUCAUGAGUCUAUCUCACAGCAAAUGGAAAAUUCGUAAGCUGGGAUAGAGUCAGCCUUUUCAAGUUUGAUUCCAGCUUCAACAUGGUUUGGGAGUUCAACCUUGAUGAUAACAUUGCUAAAAACGGAAUCGCUUUGCACUCAUCAGGGUCUAACUUGGUCUUGGUGACUCAGUCAACAGCUGAGUGUCUUCUUGUCAAGCUCGACAGUGCAACCAGAUCCAUUGUUGAGCAACUCAAAAUUGGAAGUGCUACUGAUUGAGACUCUCUAACAUUCUCUGAUGACUACUCCAGCAUCUAUGUUUCAGGCAAAGUUUCUUCGAGUCCUCAUGUGUUUAAAGUUGGAUAUGCAGACUUUGGAACUACGUCAAUUACUUCGAUCCCAGUCAGUAUGAAUUCUGUGUACUCCAUACAUUCGUAUGUGAAUUCAGGACAAGAACUCUUGAUGAUCAGUGGUGCAGUGACGAGCCCCACUCAAUCCUACAGCUUGGCAUCAAUCAACUAUGAUACAGCCACUCAACAAUGGGCCAAGAAAUUAGACUGUCCGACUGCAUGAGUGUUGACUGGAAACAAUGAUGCAUUGGUUUUGGAAUCCGACAACAAAGUAAUCAGCUAUUUCUUGAAUACAAAGCCUAUCCUUUAUGUGAGCAACCUUGCAGAUGGAGCUCUUGUGGGAUCCUACGUUCCAGAUUUCACCCAGAGCAACCUUGAAAUCAGUAGCAUCGCUUACUCAGCUUCGUUCAGCAAAGUGUUUGUGCUGAUGAAGUAUGAUUCUGGAGCAUACAAACUCGAGUAUGAUCCUGCAACUGGUUCAUUCUCGAAUGUUUAUGUGAGCACUGUAAUCAGACCAGGAUGGAUCCUUGAAGCUGGAGGCCACACUUUGAUCGGGUCUGGAGUCCAUAGUGAUGCUGAUGUCAUAGGAGUGUCUCGAUUAGCCUCCAAUGGCGAAGCUGGGAUCAAUACUGAUGUUGCGUUUGCUUCUACAUCAAAUUCAUUUGUUGCAUCAUCAGGGUAUUCUUACUCUAACGAUGCUACAUCAUUUGUUUCUGCUGCUCCUGGAGCUGUCACGAAAGCAAGCUCCAAUGUUGGAACAAACAAUUUACCAGCCACACAGAUAUCUAACACUCUGGAUUUCGAAUCUGAAGUGGUAUUUGAAACAGCAAACUAUGUGUUAAAUACGUCUGUAGGAGCCAUCGGAAAUAUUCCAAAUUUCUUUCCAUGUUCGGUUAGUGGGUUAACUUCAAUAAGUUCUGUGAUUGAUGCUCAUUCAAAUGGUCAGCCGAAGCCUUCGUGGAUCACUGUUGGGGCUGACUUGCUUUCAUUUGACUACGCUGUUCCAUCUUCUGCAGGAGGUCAGAUAUUUUAUUUUACCGGUAAGAGCACUGUUGCUGGACAGACAUAUUUACAAGAUGUUCAGAUUAAUGUGGUUAUUAACUCAAACCCUCCAGUAACAAGUUCUUCUUCAAACUGUGGAAUCUCUAAUUGUAAGACUUGAAGUUCAUCUGAAUGUACUGCUUGUGAAGAUGGUUACAUAUUGACCAGUUCACAAACCUGAGAAGUCGUAGAUGGAAGUCUCAAUUUAAAUUCUUCGCUAGUCAUUGCUGGCUUUGCAGGUGCAAUGACUACAAGCACAUUAUCAGGAGUAUUGUUUCAAUCAUCAUCUCAAAAUAUGUGGGCUAUGCUAAACCAAUACCAACUGUUUAUGGUGAUUCCAUUUUUGAGAUCUGAUCUGCCUCUCGACUUCAGAAAGACCAUCAAAGCUCUUCAGACCAGCAUCCUCAACAUAAACAUUCUGAACACAAAAAACCUCCCAGGGUUCCAGAGCAUCAUCGAUCAACUGGAUUAUGAGAACCCGUACACAGAGUUCAGAGACAACGAGUAUGAAUCAGGGAGCGCCUUCGUCAACUGAUUUGACCUGGUUGUCACUCUGGUGGGCUCGGUGAUUUUAGGGCUGUGAAUGCACCUUGUUUUAAAGCUAGUUUGAAUCCGCAAAAAUAGUGGAUUCCAAUCAAAAUUUUACAGCUAUUUCAUGUCUUUGUUUUAUUUUAAACUAUAUCUGAGGUUUUACUUGGAAAGCUUUUUGUUUGUGUGACUGGUCUGCAUGAGCGAGGUACUCAGAGCCGAUAAAAUCACUGCUAGCCCACUCUCAUAUUACCUCAGUCUCGGAAGCAUAAUAAUCCUUCUCUUAUUUAUGCUACUUGUAGUAAUUUUGUUCUACAUGUUAUUAAAGCCUCAUGAAAAUAAAUAUGUCAAGGAACUUUUUGAAGGAUUCAGAAUUAGUAAUCUUGCUCAACUCCAGAACUUCACAUUCCUUACCAGAAGAUUCCUCGUAGUUACAAUUAUUGUAAUGAUGAGGUCAGCUCCACUAAUGUCAAAGUUAUUUAUUUAUGCAUUACUUCAAUUAGCUUCGCUCAUGUUGACAGUGAUUGUCCGUCCUCACGACGAAAAGUGCUCUAACAUCAUUGAGAUUGUCAAUGAAGUUACCUACUCUUUAACGAUGGUUCUGGUAUUUUGUACCCAAAAAAUCGACUCUAUCAUACUUGAUGAACUGCUGAAUAACUCGAUUGUUUGCAACACAGUCUUGAUCGCUAUAAUAAGUGCCAUAAAUCUGGUUUACGAAUCUGUGAAGUACAUCCGUUCGAAAAGGAGAAAGAAGAGAGUGCAACCUCUCACCAGGAAAGUCACUGUGUAUAGUAGCAAGAGGUUGAAUAUUAUCCCGAGAGACCCGAAUGCCUCAAUAUCAAUGAACAAAAACGAGGGAAUGAAACAUCAGAAUGUCGACAUCACUAAAGACACCAGCAAAGAAUUUGAAGUCAGCCCUGAACGCAAGCUUCAUCCCAGAGAGGUUGCAGUUCCAUACCGCAUGUUCAAGAAAUCCAAGUUCGCUAAACCUAAGAAAAUUUCGAUGAAUGAGAAGGACAUAAUGUCUAGUCUGGACUAUCCAGGAGAGAAGAUUUUAUAAAUAUAAAGCUUAUUGAUAAUUUAGAUUUGUAA
Moneuplotes crassus is the source of this 3127-nucleotide messenger RNA. The record is from the annotation of a GenBank genome assembly. Lineage: Eukaryota; Ciliophora; Spirotrichea; Euplotida; Euplotidae.